Daphnia carinata is the source of this 1243-nucleotide messenger RNA. RefSeq lists its product as uncharacterized. The transcript is spliced from 7 exons. Gene Ontology annotation, molecular function: oxygen binding; heme binding. The record is from RefSeq and is a predicted model, not a curated record. Gene Ontology annotation, cellular component: hemoglobin complex; extracellular region. Gene Ontology annotation, biological process: oxygen transport. NCBI's taxonomy places the organism in Eukaryota, Metazoa, Arthropoda, Branchiopoda, Diplostraca, Daphniidae. The coding region runs from base 87 to 1127 and encodes 346 amino acids.
AAGUUGACUAUAAAACGCGAAAGAAAUUGAACGAUGAGCAUCAGUUAGCUGUCUGCUACUUCCAGAGCUAAACCAAACUCGCAAUAAUGGCUUCUUUCAAGAUUGCCCUUCUCCUCGGCGUCAUCGCCUUCGCCAACGCUUGCUCCCAAGCGCCCGGAACCACCACCACCACUGUCACCACCACCGUGACCACCGUCUCCGCCGAUGACGGUGAAACUGGCAUUCUCUCCGCUCACGAACGCAGCCUCAUCCGCAAGACUUGGGAACAGGCCAGGAAGGACGGAGAUGUCCCUCCCCAAAUUCUCUUCCGCUUCAUCAAGGCCCACCCCGAAUACCAACAGAAGUUCACCAAGUUCGCUAGCGUUCCCCAAGCCGAGCUUAUGGGCAACGGAAACUUCUUGGCUCAGGCCUACACCAUCUUGGCUGGUUUGAACGUCGUCGUCCAAUCCUUGUCCAGCCAGGAACUUUUGGCCAACCAGUUGAACGCCCUUGGUGGUGCUCACAAAGCCCGCGGAGCUACUCCCAUCAUGUUCGAGCAAUUCGGUGGCAUCCUCGAGGAAGUCCUCGCCGAAGAGCUCGGAAGCGGAUUCACCGCUGAGGCCAGACAAGCCUGGAAGAACGGACUUGCAGCUUUGGUUGCUGGCAUCGCCAAGAACCUCAAGAAGCCCGAAGAUUUGGCUGAUCCCCAGACCAAAUUGACCCCCCACCAGAUCCGCGAUGUCCAGAGGAGCUGGGAAAACAUCCGUGGUGACCGCAACGCCCUCGUUUCCUCCAUCUUCAUCAAGCUCUUCAAGGAAACCCCCCGCAUCCAGAAAUUCUUCGCCAAGUUCGGCAGUGUCGCCGUUGACUCUUUGCCCGGCAACGCCGAAUACGAGAAACAAGUCGCUCUCGUUGCCGAUCGUCUGGACACUAUCAUCGCCGCCAUGGACGACAAGCUCCAGCUUUUGGGCAACAUCAACUACAUGAAGUACAGCCAUAUCGAACGUGGAAUUCCUCGUGGACCUUGGGAGGACUUUGGCCGACUUCUUCUCGAAUCUCUCUCCGCCAGCGGUGUCUCCUCCGAUGAUUUGGACUCAUGGAAGGGCGUUUUGGGCGUUUUCGUCAACGGAAUUUCUCCACGCAACUAAGACAUCUUCUACCAUUUUACUAUAUUCGCAUUUAAGCAAUAAUAAGCGAAGGGAGAUUAUUCCCAUCAAUUAUUAUUUGCUGAAAAUGUUUUGUUUUGUUUUCCAAAUAACAAUCA